GAAUUUGUUUUUAUAUCAGGUGUAUUGGAUUUUCCCAUCAUUUUCCUUUGAGAUUUAAAAUCAACAAAAACUGUUUCGUUUUUUAAACCUUGUUUUUUUAUAGUUAUUUUAGGUUUUUUUUUAGUGUUUUAUAUAAUUGUAUUUUGACUGAGCCUAAGACAAUGAGGGACACAUCCUUAGGGACGCCAAAGUCCGCCAAUCUGAAACCAUGGAUGCAUUUGGAAUUAACGGCGGAAGGGCAGAGGCAAAUCAACUGCAGUUGGGGCAAGUACUUUGCAAGGCGGCGCAGGGAUAUCGAUGCCAUGAGGAACUUUAAUCUGUGCGUUACACGGCGCGAUGCUGUCGUCGAUCAAAAGGCCCUCUGUCUGCGUAGCAAAUUCCAAAGGGCAGUGGGCUUGGCUCAGGGUGCCCUUGAUGAUAGUAAAAAGGCCACCGAAGCAAUGACAGUGUGGGAUGCCACUGUGACUAUGGAAAUGGCCGAUUGCCUCUACGAUCUCAAUCGGUUCGAGGACAACAAGGCUUUGUUGCACGAGAAUGUUCGCCGAAAUAUUGGCACUUCGCGGGAGCCCUUUGCAAGGCGCCUACAUGCAGUCAACGCAAAUCUCAAGGAUAGCACCGGGGACAGUCUGACAAAGUUCUAUAUGGAACACUCGACGGCAAUGCCCGGUUUCUACGAACACAAGAGGGACCAGCUUGUGAAGGCGGACAAGCGGCCACUGUGGAAGAUACGACAGGAUAACCAGGAGUGCGAUGUCCAGAGCUAUAUCGAUCGAAAGGAGGUGUUGCUAUCGCCCCUGGAGAGCGAACGUAGAUUUCGAAAGACCAAGAAUUUUUACCAAAACUACUUGGGUCGCAAUUGGACCGAUUUUAUAUUCAUGAAAACGCUUCGCGACAAUCCACAGCUUCUGUUGGACCACAAUUUUGGUUCCUCGAAGGAGAGGCGGGCUUGUCUGGAGAGAUCGUUUCAGCGCAUAAAGUCCUUUGCCCGAAUGCUCCAUGCUCGCAGUCCCAUGUACCAUGAGUACUUCCAGCGUAGUCCCGUAAUGGAGGCUCGGAUGAGGGAGGCGAAUCUGUUCAGGAUCCAAUACCAGACCAGGCGCAAUAUGCACAGUAUCCUUCGGACAGUUCGGGUGCUGAGAAAAACGAAUGAUAUAUCCUGCCUGCGCAAGUUCAUCGAGGAUGUGAUGGGCAACUAUGUGAUCCUUAAGACCGAUCGCCUGAUGCCAUGGAAGGUAGAGUUUAUGAACGAGGUUUAUAACCAUCUAGCACUCAGUCUCUGCGAUACCUAUCGCAUUCCCAAGACGCCAGUGACGCCCCACGAUAAGAACGCCAUGUGCAAUCUGCUCAAUAUACCCGCGGCCAAGCCGCUGGAGUUCACAGAGGUCAUCUUCGGCGACCGAUCCUCCUAUUCUAAUGCUGGCGGCGACAAACCACACACGGAGCGCACAAUGGCCGACCACCAGACUUCCAUUGAGCAUUUGGAGCGGCGGCUAUUGUUCGCCCGUCUGCCAAUCGAGCGGGCGUAUCUGCUCCAUGAAGUGGCCGAUCGACACAUGCAGCAGAACCACUUCAGCCAGUGCCUGUCGUCGGCCCGCAGGGCCAUUGAAGAGGCCAAGGCAUGCAAUAGCCUGGUGUGGCAGUUCCUCAGCAUGAUGUUGAUGGCCAAGUCGCAUGCCGUCCUCCACAAGUUUGAGCGUCAGAAGGAGGUCUUGAAUUUCGCCUAUGAACUGGCCACCGACCUAAAAUCGCCGCGUCUCUGCAUCUUCAUCGAACUGUGCCGCAUGCUGAACAGGGACUACAUCACGCUCCGGAAAAUGACGCAGCUGGUGACCCAGAAGCGGCUGCGCUCCAAAAUCUCCAAUAGAUCCAGCUUCCUAUCCAACGCCUCGCCCCAAUACUCACUCUACGAGCAGGAGGACAGAAGGAACUUGUUAGAGAAGGCACUUAGUUCGCAUAACUGAUCCAACGGAUCGGAUGACGGGCACUCCUAUAAGUCAGUGACCAUCAUUCGAUCUGUUGGGUUUUUUUGUCAGCCGAAAUAUGUGCUUUUUCUUAAAAAAGAAAUUAAUUUAA
Drosophila kikkawai is the source of this 2073-nucleotide messenger RNA. It is a transcript of the gene r-cup, whose product is annotated as ryder cup. The record is from RefSeq and is a predicted model, not a curated record. NCBI's taxonomy places the organism in Eukaryota, Metazoa, Arthropoda, Insecta, Diptera, Drosophilidae.